AAAUGUUAGCGGGAAGGUGGGGAUAAUAAGAGACAGUAUCUGUCAGAAUGGGGCCGAGUGGGGAGGAUAGACAGGUGUAUGAACAUCAUUUCUAUAUUCCCCCUUCCACUUUACAUCACGGACUAACAAAAUGUAUACAAGACAAACGAAACAGAAGCCUGUGUGUACUGUGCAUAUAUAUUUUCUUAAGUUGUAUAACUUCAUAAAAAAGAAAGAGUUGUGGAACUUGUUUUAUUAAAUUGUUAUUAUCAAGGCGAAGAAGUGUUUUAAAUUUUAUUUAGCAGUGAUGUAUGGUUACUGAGAUACUAACUACUUACACGAUGUGUUGAAUAAUUGGUUAAGUACAAACUAAGCACAUUUUUCAUCGAAGUAUAAAAAAGAGUUAUUGAUCCUGAGUUAUUCAGUUGGUAUUAUUAUUGGGAAGUUUCAUUCGGUUUUAAUGUGUAAUAAUUGAGAUACUAGUAUGAGCUUACAAGGUGUCUAAAUACGACGCAUUGCAAUAUGUUUUUUGCCACGACAAGGUAAAAAUAUUGUAAAGGCCUCCAAUGGAAGCUGUAGAAUUUUCUUUGGAAGUUUGCUGAUUGCGAGAGCAAUUUAAGUUUAAUGACCAACAUCGUAUGUUCAAGCAAAAAUUCAGGUGUAAAUUUCCAUCUCAAAUCAGUAUUGUCAAAACUCAGAUCUGUCAACAUCACGAGUAAUGUGUUGUUUUGGUUCCUAAAACCUUAUGAGAAUCUGACGACAAACUGAGUCAAAUUUGCAAAUUUUUGAAAUAUUACGACCGAAAGCACUAAAUCGUACACUUGCGAUGGAUUGGAAACGUCUCAAAAUAUUAAGUUUGUUCUACUACCGUUUGAAAUUGGACAAAAUUUGUUUCACUUUGUAAAAUUCGAUUACAUUAAUAUUUUGCAAAAGUUGACAGACUGAAGUAACAUUUGGUCAAUAGGAGCUUAUGGGAAAUCGCAAUUUUAUUACAUUGUCGCUUAUGAGAUAAAAAAAAUCAAUGAAAACUCCUACACUUUUGGAUUUACAUAUAUCCUAAAACAGGAAUCAGAUAACAUGUUUAGGUGUAAUUAGAUUCAGUCAAUGCCAUGGCGAUAUUAUAUUUGAUAUAACAUAAUUUCUUUUAAUAUAAUGGAUCAUUAGAAUUCAUUAAAGUUACCAGGUUCCUCAAUUACCUCAAUGGCUACUUGUUGCAAAAUUUAAGUUACAGUUACAUGUGUUAUUCUAGAUUGUCCGGUUAUGCACCGUUUACCCAUGACCUCCGCUUUUUCAGACGCGCAUAGUAAAAAAAAAUUCGGUUUCAUUCGGUUUUUACACUGUCAAAGAAAUUACGAUAAAAAGCAAGAUAUAAGAUAUUUUAAAUGUCUCUGUUGCCAUGGUUACUUUAAACGUUAAGCUAAAUAGGGUACCAUGUAAAGUGUUGAGUAUUCCGCUACUAAUAUUACCAUAAUAUUCCAUGUUGAUCAUUAACAGAAUGGCACUGAAGCAUUCGAAAAUCCGUUAUGAUACAUAGUUGUUUAAAAAUGAGAGAAAAUGCGUUACCAUGGAAACAGAGCCCCGCAACAUAUACAUUUUAAACUGAUUUUAGAAAGCUAACGCGCACACUAAUAAAAUUAUCAACUACGCAAACGGAUAACAGUGAAAUCGAAAUACACUGAAAAGUGUUAUAUAUCCGUAUUUUCUUUCUUCUUUCAAUAUAAAAUACCUGUGGAGAGAUACCUGUGGAGGGUCAUGUACUUCAAACCUGGAUAAAACUUGCACUCAAAGGGACAGAGAUAAACGAGCUUGAGAUUGUACACGAAAUACAAUAAAUUGCUACGGAAUGUAACCUAGAGUAACAAGAUUGACCUUUGUUACUUCAUCUAGAUGAUUGAAGGAACAUUGUGGCAUUAAGUGAUGCAGUGAACAUUACGACUAUGCGAGGUUAAGAUUAGGUUGUCACUUACAAACUGAUGCCUGCUCUGAACUAAAGCUGACAUAUAGAAUCGUCAUUGCAUGCUGCGAUAUACAAGAAAAACGAAUAUGCCUUUGCAAAACAUUAUACGUUGUUAUAGAAAAGAAACGAUAAUAAAACGACUGUUAUGGUUAUGCACAUGCUUAACAUUCACAGCAUUUAUGUUGUAUUGUAUGUUUGCUCUGCCAGUUCGUCACAUGACAGGCAAUAUUUCUCAAAGCAAUCAGGUCCGAAUCAUUGCAAAUAGAAACCAAAGUAGCAAUACAAACUCACUAUAUGAAAAUCCUUCAAAUUACCUACAAUCCGACAGAUUUGAUUUGAUAAUCAAAAUGGUAUAUGCAUAUUUCUAUGCUCAUAAAAAUCAAGUUCCACAAGUAGUGCAAGUCGCUUAUGCCGAACAUUUACGAGUAUGGAAUAAUUUCAAAGAAUACUGCAACAAAAUAGAUAAAUCCUGGUUCGAUAGAAAAUUAUCAUGCAGAAAUAAAAAUACAAAAUCUGACUUCAUUUUAUCAUUCCAUAAGACCAUAGAAAGCACCAAGAAUUUAGGAUUCAAUUCUAGCAUGUCAAGGAUUCCAAUAGAUAGAAGCGGAUUUCUUCUAAAUGGUGCACACAGACUAGCAGCUGCAGUAAUUUUGUCGAAGGAUGCAAGCUUUGAACACCACAAAUAUACGCAGCGUUUUCACUGGGGAUAUGAGUUCUUCAAAAGUCAAGGGAUGUUGGAGAUGGAGUUAAAUGUGGUUAUGUUAGAAUGGAUGAAAAUUCAAUUGAAGCUGCCGUUCUUGAACAAAACAGUAUCCAUUAUUUCCGUAUUUUCAAACAAUCGCGGCAAAGAUAAAGCUAUGCGCAACAUUGUUAAAGAACAAUGCUCAAAAGAUAAUGACAUUUUAUAUGAAAGAGAAAUCAAUUUUACUAAAAGCGGAAUACGGCAACUGAUAUCUCAUAUGUAUGGGCAACAAACGUGGCUGGAAACAAAAGUUCAACAGAUGCUAUUAAAUUAUAAUUCAACAUACAAAGCAUUAUUUCUUUUUGUCUAUGCAAAGGAUGCAAGAGAUCUAGUUCAGUGUAAACAUGCAAUAAGAAAGCUUUACAAUGAUAAAGUUUUUAAAUCCACCGCUCACAUUCCCGAUAACGCAGAAGAGAAUUUAAUAUUAGCAGAAAUGAUAUUAAAUCCGAAUUCUAUACAAUUCAUGAAUCACGCUAAGAAUGCGUCUGAGUGUAAAUCAAUUGCAAAAGAAGUUGCCAGUCGUUCAUCUAUAGCACCAAUUAGUACACUACCAGGUAUAUACGUUGUUAGAGAUGAUGUCAUGAUUGACUCGGGAACAGUGCUUGGUUUGUUUGGUCUGCGCAAAAGAACAGAUGUUGACCUUUUAUUUUUACAUGUUAUUGAUAAGUCUUUACUUGGAAGUCGCCAUGGAAUUUCUGUACAAGCUCAUGCUUUUAAGAACAAUUCCGUCUCGCAAGAACGUGCAUGGGGUGAGGACCAUUUCAGUGACAGUGGCCCAAAGGAUGAAUGGGAUUUAUUUUAUGAUCCUAAUAAUUUCGGGUACUGUUAUGGUAUUAAAUUUGUAUCAUUGAAACAGCUGGUUAGAUACAAAAUGAAGCGAAAUGAGCCGAAAAAGGACAGAUUCGAUAUAGAGCUUAUAAAUAAGUUCUUUGAUAACAAUUAAAUGAAUAUCUUAACUUGAUUUACAACAGAUGUAUAUUACACUUCAACAUCGUCAAUAUCUGGUAUGAUAAUGUAAGGAGUGAACAUAACAGAACAGAACAGAUCAAACAGAACAGAAUUGCAUUUCAACACUUAUGACCAGAACACAUUAAUUCAUAGUGGUAAUAUAAUGACAGAACAGAUGCUAUAUUUUGCAUAUAUCAACAUUUCUAUUUCAUAUUAAUUUCUAUAUUUAAUCAGGUUUGAUUAAUUGCAUGGUAAGGUAUCUCAAAAGCAAAUAAGUUAUUUCUUAAAGACAGCAUUUGGAAUGUUUCGGUGCGUAAAUAUUUCAACGGGAAUCGUGAUAUACCAUGUUAAAAUGUAUAUUCAGUAUUCUAUAUUGUAUCUGUUUCAUUUUCAAUGUCACAUCGACCUACUUGUAGCAAUCAAGAUAUGUAUGUAACAGAAUUGAACAAAUAUAUAACAGAAAGGUGUUUAAAUCAAAUUAAACAUUCCGAAUCAGUUAUACGACAUGCAAAAUAAAUCACUCUGGUUACGCCUUCGUGAAAUUAUUCCGAAAUGCAUACAACUUCUUCGGUUUGUUACACUCUUAUGCUUUAUCACUUACUAAACACAAAAAGGUUUUCGCGUGGUUUAUCGUCUGAUUUACUGCAGUUCAAAUGGGCAGGAAGUUAAUCAUAGGGACUUCGGCACCAGUAGUUAAAUAUCCAAACAUUUGACCAAUUAACUGUUGAAUAUCAGAUAAUAAAACAGGAGAAGAUCUUAGUUAUUCUCAUUUUAAUAUGCCCAUAGGAAUAUUAUGACUAAAAUUAUGCUGAAAUAUAUUCAUCUAAGCAGCAGUGAAUCGGACGUCAGGUGGCAGUUUUACGUGAGUGACGUCAUAAUUGUCAUUCACCGGUCCGCGCUCCUAAACCGUGUAUAUCUGAAAAUUUCAUUAUGCAACGUUUGAAAGUCUUCUUUGAUGAACUGACAAAAAUCGAGCGAUGUUAUAAUUUCAUAAUAUAAUAAUUCUAAUUCUGCAAUAUAAUAAAUCAUUUAACGUUUUUGAUAGAGAAUGUUUAAACAACGACUGUGGUUAGUUGUUAUAACUUAAUAUAUGCCUAACAAGAAUUUUCAUUGUAUUUGUUUACUCUGUCAGAUGAUUAUAUUUAUCAACAAAUAAUGACCAGAAAGAAAUUUUUCAAACUGAAUGUAUUUUGAUUAAAAUCAACUUCUUAUGUCUAAAAAUGCCUAACAAUAAGCUGGGUUUAUAUCAAAGCGAUUGUCUAAUCAUUCAUAAUACUUAACAUUUUAAAAUCGGAUCACUUUUUAGAAUGAUAUUUUAAAAUUCAUGAAUAUUGCUAAAUAUGGCAGCCACUUUAGUUUGUUUAUGACGUCAUUUAUACUCCGUCGUAUUAUUUAUUUAGUAAGUACCUUUGAAAUAGGUAAAUUUCUAUAGAUUCUUGACUUUAAGGUAUUGGACCCCUAAUAGUAAUGUUUAAAAAAUGGCAUUUGCUUGGUAUAUUCUUAAAGUUGGUCAUGUUUCUCACUGUGUUGAAAUCUUUAAACAACUUUUACCGUGCAGUUUAUAUAUAUAUAUAUAUAAAUUUUGUAUAAUUUAUUGUAUUUCCUUAAACUCAAAUAGAGACAAAUUUCAAACUGAAAAAAUGGCGGAAUAGGUCGAGUAAAAGAAAACACUGAGCAAAAAUAUUGGAAAUUAAUAUUAAAUUGAAUCUACAUCUGAAACAGAUUUAAUGAGACAGAAUUCUAACUCCAACAGUGAAAAAUUAAGGUCGAAUCCUGCGGGACUGUUUUAAAGUUUGCUUACUUCAUUAAAAAAUAACAUAGGGGCAGAAGUAAAACCUACCAGUAUUUCUUCCACAAUAAGUAAACUAAAGAGUAAAGGCAAAAAAGAGAACUUUUACCUUUCAGUAUUUUAAAGAUGUCUAACUCUGCCCCCUUCUGUUUCAGAUGUAGAUUCACUUUGAACAACAAGAAAUCGCUUAUCAAAUGAAAAUUUUCCACUUUUGUACGAUAAAAUUAAUAAUAAGUCUUAAAAAAGUAAAAACUUACUAGAAAAAAGGAAAAGAAGAGAAAAUGUUGGUCCCAGUGGGGCUUGAAUCUACCCUCCCCACCCCACCUACUGAAAAAUUUCAGUCAAAGUAGGUUUAUGGUAGGAAUUGAAUACUCUUCAAAAGGAGGUACUCUAUUAUGGGUCUAAUAUCUUAAGAUGUUAAACAUGAUAAUUUCUUUCGUUCUAGAAUAAACUAAAGAAAUACAGUUACAGCAAAUAUGUAAAAGUAAAUUAAACCCGCCUAUUCAAAGAAUAGGCAGAGCUAUUGGACUCGCUCGUACGUCGGCGUCGGCGUCCGCAUCCCGAUUUGGUUAAGUUUUUGUAUGUAAGCUGGUAUCUCAGUAACCACUUGUUGAAAUGGAUUGAAACUUCACACAUUUAUUCACUGUGAUAAUCUGACUUACACUGCACAGAUACCGUAACUCUAUUUUGCUUUUUUUUACAAAAUUAUGCCCCUUUUCCGACUAAGAAAUUUUUUAUUAAGUUUUUGUAUGUAAGCUGGUAUCUCAGUACCCACCAAUGGAAAUGGAUUGAACUUCACACACUUGUUCACUGCCAUAAUGUGACAUGCAGUGCAAAGGUUCAAUUACUCUACUUUGCAGUUUUUUUUUAAUUAUGGCCCUUUUUCAACUUAGCAGUUUUUGGUUAGGUUUUUGUAUGUAAGCUGGUAUCUCAGUACCAAAACUUCACACCGUCAUGAGAUGAUAAGCACUGCGCAGGUUCCAUAACCCUGUUUUGCAUUUUUACAAAAUUAAGCCCUUUUUUUUUACUUUUGUAUUCAUUCAUUGAUAAGGCUGUUAAAUAGUUGAGCGUCGCUGUCCUCCGACAGCUCUUGUUUAAUGUUUCCAUGGAUACGAAUGACUAUCAUUUUAAUAAAUCAUUGAAAUGAUGUUUCUUAUUUCUUAGCCGAUUUCGAAAAUUCUUUUACUGUCUCUAAUAUUCUAAGAGGGUCUUUCAGAUGAAAUUAACACUGAAACAACGCUGCCUUUCCUUUUAAACUUGUCUGAAAAGAACCGAUCUAAUAUUUAAAAAAAAUCAGUAUUCUAUAAAAUAAUUUACAUUCUUAAGAUUUUUAUCUUAUUAUACCCCCACAAUACGAAGUUUGAGUGUGUGGUGGGGGGGGGGGGGGGUAUGUAGUAGUGAGCUUGUUGGUAUGUCGGUCGGUCUUUGUCGGUCAGUCUGUCGGUCCGUUGGUUUUCAUGGUUUCCGAACAAUAACUCAUAAAAGGCUAUUGAUUUAAAUGAAUUUUGGUACACACAUGUAACAUCGGAAAAUACAGGUCAGUUUUGACUUUGAGGUCAGUACGUCAAAGGUCAAGGUCACAGUGACCCUGAAUAGUUAAACGGUUUCCGGAUGAUAACUUGAGAACGCUUGAGCCUAGGAAAUCAAAAAUCUUGGUACACUGGUGUAACAUCAUGAAAUACAGGUCAAUGUCGACUUUGAGAUUAGUAGGUCAAAGGCCAAGGUCACAGUGACCCGGAACAGUUAAACGGUUUCCGGAUGAUAACUUGAGAACGCUUUGGCCUAAGAUCAUGAAAAUUAAUAUGGAGUUCGAUCAUGAAUAGCAAAAGACCUCUAGUGAUUUUGAGGUCCGUAGGAACAUUUAAACAGUUUUCGGAUAAUUACUUCAGAACGCUUGGGCCGAGGAUCAAGAAACUUCAUAGGGAGGUUGAUCAUGACCAGCAGAUGACCCCUAUUGGUUUUGAGGUCAGUAGGUCAAAGGUCAAUCAAGUUCAGCUUUGACAUUGGCUUACUUCUGUGACAAGGACAUAUUGCGAGGGUAUAAUUCGUCACUCCUGUGACAACUCUAGUGUCAUCAGUAGUGGUUUGAUAUAAAUGCAGAAAAAUCAUCAAAUAUACCAAUAACAUUGUUGAUUUUUUUAUCUUCAAUUUUUCAAAUCACCUGUGUUUAAAUGAAUAUAUGAUCGCUCAAAACUAACGUCCUGGUUAUUUCACCAGGCAUGUUAGCGAGUGGUUUACCGAAGAAUAGUUUUGAGUUCUUAUGCGUAAGAAUAUAUCACGAAGGCCGUAGGCCUGAGUGAUAUAUUGUUUCGCAUAAGAACGAAAAACUCACUCGAGUUAUUCUACGAUAAAAUCACACUUGGAAACUUAUUAUUUCGAUUCUUACACGGCAUACUAGUAUCAGCAGUGUUAGAAAAAAUGGUAACUACUUUGUACGACCGUGCUACGCACCAGGAUCGGAUGACGUCAUUGCACACAAGUGGUUUAUUGCAGAAUAACCAGAGAUAAAUUUUUCUUUACAUGUAUCUAGGUUAUUUGCUGAUCGUGUUAGAAUUAAUUUUAUAUGUAUCUUGUGCCAUUUAGUUUAUGACUAUCUUCUACCAUUUAGUUUAUGUCUAUUUUGUACCGAUUAAUUCAUGUCUAUAGUGUACCACUUAGUGUAUGUCUAUCUUGGGUGUAGCUUUUGACCAUCUUGUUUCAUUUAGUUUAUGUCUAUUUUAUACCGUUUAAUUUAUGACUGCUUUGUUCAUUUUCUUUUUAUCUAUCUUGUACCAUUUAGUUUAUGUUUAUCUUGUACUUUAUGUCUACCUCAUGCUGUUCAUUUUUUGUCUGCAUUUUAUCGUAAUUGAUAUAUACAUAACUGCACCUGUUGUGCUUUAACAGACAGUGUUUAUCUCUGUUUUACCGGAUAACAAGGGAUCGACUCAAUGUUUUAGAAAUAGAUACUGCACCACAGAUGUAUUAACUACAUAAAUGCAUAGAAUGAACAUUUACACAAAGAAUCAAAAGAAAACACAACAAAAGGACAUAACUUCAUUUGUUUAACCGUUUGUUUUAUUAGGCAUGAUUAAAACACAUAUACACAAAAAAAAUAUUGACAAAGCUAAGGACGUUCGAUACAAUAUAUCAGAAACAGUUUCAAAACUAAAGAAGAAAUGGAAUAUCUAAUGGAAUGAAACUAAAGGUUUUUUUUCUUGUUUUGAUUUUAUAAGAGACCACAAGUUGAGGAGUUUGAAUAAGUUUGGAUAUUUACAAUCCGAUGAUGCAAGGCAACUCGAGAAUAAUUCGUACUUAGUAUUUAAGAAAUAAUAAGUUCCCAAGUGUGGUUUAUCGUAGAAUCACCCGUGUUUUGAGUUCUUAUACGUAAGAAUAUAUAACGAAUGCCGUAGGCCUGAGUGAUAUAUUAUUUCGCAUAAGAACGAAAAACUAGGGUUAUUCUACGAUAAAUCACACUUGGGAACUUGUUAUUUCGAUUCUAACACCACAUACUAGUAUCAACAGUGUUAGAAAAAAUGGUAACUAGGCCUACUCUUUUAUGACCGUGCUACGCGCCUGGACCGGAUGACGUCAUUGCACGCGAGUGGUUUAUUGCAGAAUAACCCGAGAUAGAUUUUGCUCUACAUGUAUGUAGGUUAUUCGCUGGUCGUGUUAGAAUAUUGUUUAUAACUGAUGACGUUUAAUUUAAUUAUAAAAAAACAUUACA
This is a messenger RNA of Mercenaria mercenaria, 9118 nucleotides long. RefSeq lists its product as uncharacterized. The coding region runs from base 1996 to 3621 and encodes 541 amino acids. The record is from RefSeq and is a predicted model, not a curated record. NCBI's taxonomy places the organism in Eukaryota, Metazoa, Mollusca, Bivalvia, Venerida, Veneridae. The transcript has 2 exons.